Messenger RNA from Trifolium pratense (red clover), 3867 nucleotides. Its product is annotated as kinesin-like protein KIN-14G. The record is from RefSeq and is a predicted model, not a curated record. Gene Ontology annotation, biological process: microtubule-based movement. Bases 283 to 3486 code for a protein of 1067 amino acids. Lineage: Eukaryota; Viridiplantae; Streptophyta; Magnoliopsida; Fabales; Fabaceae. Gene Ontology annotation, molecular function: microtubule motor activity; ATP binding; microtubule binding. The transcript is spliced from 18 exons.
GCGAGGGAAAGAAAAGAUCACAAAAAAAUUUAUUUUCAUUUCCUCUCUCUCUCUUUCAUCAUUCUUUACCUUCUUCAUCUUCAAGCUAUAUUCAUUAUUUUCCCUUUUUUCUUUCAGAAUUCAGCUAUAUAUAUUUUUUUUCAUUGUUAUAUAGCUAACAAUUCUAUGCCAUUUUCCCAAAGACUAAACCUUUUUGAUUAUAGGAAACUUGGGUUUUUUUUCUUUUCAAUUUUUAACAUAGGAUUUGUUUCUGGGUCUUUUGUUAAUUCUUAAGGCCUAAUUAUGUCAAACGACCAAGCUUUACCAUUCUCUGUUGUUUCUGUCUUCGAAGAUGUUAUUCAACAACAACAACAACAAGAAGAACAACAACAGCAGCAGCAACAACAGCAACAACAACAACAACAACAACAACAACAACAACAACAACUGCAACAACAACAGGCUCCCCGGUCCAGUGAUUUCAAAUUUGUCUCCAGAAAAACCGAAGAAGCUUCUUUGUUAAGGUAUGAAGCGGCCUGUUGGUUGCGAAAAACGGUUGGAGUUGUUGGAGGGAAGGACUUACCAGCUGAACCUUCUGAAGAAGACUUUAGGAUUGGUUUGCGUAGCGGGAUUAUUCUCUGCAAUGCUCUCAACAAAGUUCAACCUGGAGCAGUGGCUAAGGUGGUUGGAGGCCCUUGUGAUUCUGUUCUUGUUCCUGAUGGAGCAGCAUUAUCUGCUUUUCAAUACUUUGAAAAUGUAAGGAAUUUUCUUGUAGCUGUAGAAGAAAUGGGACUUCCUUCCUUUGAAGCUUCUGAUUUGGAACAGGGAGGAAAAUCUUCAAGAAUAGUGAAUUGUGUUUUGGCAAUGAAAUCCUUGUCUGAAGGGACACUUGGAGGAAGAAGUGGGUCAGGGUCAUUCAAAUUUGGUCAAAAGCCACCUACACCUGUGAAAUCAAUUUUGAGGAAAAACUCAGAACCAUUCACGAAGUCACUAUGGAGUAUGACAUUAGGUGACAAAGAUGUUGGUUACAUGAGUGAUAACUCUUCAUACAAUGAUUCUGGAAACGAUCGCCAAGAAGGGGGUUCAUUUUCUUCCUUAAAUUCACUAGUUCGCCAAUAUUUGUCUAAUAAGAGGCCAGACGAAAUUCCCAUUGCAGUGGAGUCUCUUCUUAGCAAAGUCAUGGAAGAGUUUGAGCGUCGAAUGCAAAUUCAACAAGAAACGUUUAAAACAACUCAAGAAGAUAAGCCAUCGGCUGAACCGGAACAAUCAAUUUCAAAAGAUGCUUCUGUUGAUGAAGGGAUGGAAGAAAAUGAAGAUGGAGAACAGUUGCAAGAAAAGAUCGAAGAAAAUGAAGAUGAAGAACAGUUGCAAGACAAGAUGGAAGAAAAUGAAGAUGGAGAACAGUUGCAAGAAAAACAAGAGGAAUGCGAUGAUGAGAAAUACAAUAGUGAUGCUGAAGAAUUAAACAGGCUGAAAUUGAAGCAGCUAAGUAUAGUCGAGGAACAAACUAGAAGUGUCCAGGAAGUGAAACACAUUGUACAUCAAACGAAAUCGGGAAUGCAGUUUCUGAAAAGGGAAUACCAAAAGGAUAUGAUCAAUCUAAGUAAGCACCUGCAAAGUCUAGCUGCUGCUGCUCAAGGAUAUCAUAAAGUUCUCGAAGAAAACCGCAAGUUAUACAAUCAAGUGCAGGAUCUUAAAGGAAACAUUAGGGUGUACUGUCGAGUUCGACCGUUCUUGGGAGCGAAAACAAGUCAAAAUAGCGUUGUAAGCGGUGUGGAGGAAGGAAGUAUGACACUCAUGAUACCUCCCAAUUCCAAACUUGGUAAAGAAGGAAAGAAGACAUUUACCUUCAAUAAAGCUUUUGGUUCUACUUCAACACAAGCGGAAGUAUUCUCGGAUAUGCAGCCUCUGGUCCGUUCGGUUCUUGAUGGUUACAAUGUUUGCAUUUUUGCAUAUGGCCAAACAGGAUCAGGAAAAACGUAUACUAUGGCAGGACCAGACAAUCUUGAUGACGACACCAUAGGUGUGAACUACCGUGCAUUGCAAGAUCUCUUCUUUCUCUCAGAUCAGAGGAAAGACACCAUUAACUAUGUAAUCUCAGUUCAGAUGCUUGAGAUUUACAACGAGCAAGUCAGAGACCUACUAGCUCCAGAGGGUUCUAAUAAAAGAUUAGAUAUCCGCAAUAGUUCCAAUAAUGGCAUCAACGUGCCAGAUGCGAACCUUGUUCCAGUUUCAACCACUUCCGAUGUCAUAAAUUUGAUGAACUUGGGACAUAAAAAUCGCGCUGUUGGUUCUACUUCCAUGAACGAACGUAGCAGUCGUUCUCACAGUUGCUUGACAGUUCAUGUUCAUGGAAAGAACUUGAUAUCAGGAGGCAUUAUUCGAGGUAGUAUGCAUCUUGUUGACCUUGCAGGAAGUGAGAGGGCCGAUAAAACCGAGGCCACGGGAGAUAGACUUAAAGAGGCUCAACAUAUCAACAAGUCACUUUCUGCCUUAGGGGAUGUAAUCGCUUCCCUUGCGCAGAAGAAUGCACAUGUUCCAUACCGGAACAGUAAACUUACUCAGCUACUUCAGGAUGCACUUGGAGGGCAGGCCAAGACUCUCAUGUUUGUUCAUAUUAGUCCGGAACCUGAUGCUCUUGGAGAAACACUAAGUACACUCAAGUUCGCAGAACGCGUAUCCACUGUUGAACUAGGAGCUGCAAAAGUAAAUAAAGAUAACACAGAAGUGAAAGACCUUAAAGAACAGAUUGCUAGUCUGAAGGCAGCCUUAGCGAGGAAGGAUGGAGAAGCAGAACAGUUUCAACAACCUACCAAUAAUGGCAAUGUAACACCAAAGUUAAAAUCGUAUGCAUCGUCACCUCCCAUACAACAACGUAGCUCGACAUCUGCUGGAGGCCGUAAGCAGCCAAAGGAUGAUACUAGUAGCGAAAUGGGUGAGAAUAAGGGUGCAACAAAGCUGAAAAGAAGAAGCCUAGAUCUUCAUGACAUGAUGUAUAGGGGUUCACCACCAUGGCCACAAAACAACCAAGGAGUAAAUGGAAAAGAGGAUGAUAAGGAAUCAGUUUCAAGUAGGAUGAACAGGAAUGACAGCUUCACAAGUGAUGAUAGCUUAGUGGGACAAUGGGAAUCAGAAAGUAAAUACUCUCCGAUGUUAAGUCCAAGUUCUCUUUCAGAAAAUUCAAAGUUAUGUUCGGAUCCCGGGUAUGAGAUGACUACUAUGACCACAGAUGAAUCUGAGGAGCUUGAAAUUGCAACAUGUAGCGAUUCUUCAGAAUCAGACAUGAGUUGGUUAAUACAGGCACCUAAACCAACCGCAAUUUCAAAUGGAUUAGGCUCUAAAUUAAAGAAACCUACUAAUCCUAGACCAACAAAGAUCCCCGAAGUCAGGAGUAUGAUCCCAUCAUUAAUUCCUACUCCAUCAAAAAAACCAGCAAGCCCAGUUACUCAAGCAAGAAAGAAUCCAGGAUCAACUGGUUUAAAAAGGAGGAGUGGACAUGCAAAGUGAGAGACCUUGUUCAAUUGUUCAAAGUGUUGUUGAAAGGCUUUGUUUUCCUCCUCUGGUGGUUUUAAUACAUUUUUUUUGUUGAUGAUUUUAGCACUACACUUAGAUUUAUUUGCUUGGUCAAAAGAUUUAUGAAUUAUUUUAGUGUCAUAAAUUUUCAAAAGGACAAAUGGAUGUAAGAUGUAAUGCUAGAAGGAGAGUGUACAAGUUGGAUAAUUUUUUUUUUGUUUUGUUUGUAUGUAUAAUACUAUAAUUUUGUGAAUAAUAGAUUUUUGUGCUAUUUGGUGAUGACAAAAAUAAACCCAUUGAGUGGUUCCAUUCUACUAUGUAUUUACCUGUGUGCCAAUGUGGCCAAGAAUACAAAAUUGAACUCUUCUUCUCAUA